AUGAGAUUGGUGCUGAGAGACCAUGGACCAUUUUAUUUUGUUCAAAAAUGUAAUCCUUCCUCUUGUAUUUCUUGUUGCAGCUCCUGGUGGUCUCAUGUGGAGAUGGGACCCCCUGAUCCUAUUUUGGGGGUCACUGAAGCCUUUAAACGAGACACCAAUGCUAAGAAGAUGAACCUGGGUGUUGGGGCAUACCGGGACGAUAACGGAAAGCCAUAUGUCCUGAACAGUGUCCGCAAAGCAGAGGCCCAAAUAGCUGCUAAGAAGAUGGACAAGGAGUACUUACCCAUUGCAGGACUGGCGGAGUUCAAUAAGGCAUCAGCUGAGCUGGCACUGGGUGACACCAAUGAGGUUAUCAAGAAUGGCCGGUAUGUCACUGUGCAGACCAUUUCUGGGACUGGAUCUCUAAGAGUUGGAGCCAGUUUCUUGCAACGAUUCUUCAAGUACAGCCGUGAUGUGUACCUGCCUAAACCAUCCUGGGGCAAUCACACCCCCAUUUUCAGGGAUGCUGGCAUGCAGCUGCAUGCCUAUCGCUAUUAUGAUCCCAAAACUUGUGGUUUUGACUUCGCUGGAGCCUUGGAUGACAUUUCUAAAAUUCCUGAGCAGAGUGUCAUUCUUUUCCAUGCCUGCGCUCACAACCCCACUGGCGUGGACCCCCGACCAGAGCAAUGGAAAGAGCUGGGUGCUGUAGUAAAGAAAAGGAAUCUCUUUGCAUUCUUUGACAUGGCGUACCAGGGCUUUGCCAGUGGGGACAUAAACCGGGAUUCCUGGGCUGUGCGGCAUUUUAUUGAGCAAGGCAUUAAUGUUGUUCUGUCUCAGUCCUAUGCCAAGAACAUGGGUCUCUAUGGGGAGCGUGUGGGUGCCUUCUCCGUGAUCUGCAAGGAUGCAGAUGAAGCCAAGAGAGUGGAAUCCCAGCUGAAGAUCCUGAUCCGCCCUAUGUAUUCAAACCCACCAAUCAAUGGAGCUCGCAUAGCUGCCACCAUCCUGACCGCUCCUGACCUGCGGAAGGAAUGGCUGGAAGAGGUGAAAGGGAUGGCGGAUAGGAUCAUUGGCAUGCGCAAACAACUGGUGGCCAACCUCAAGAAAGAAGGCUCGUCCCACAACUGGCAACACAUCACCGACCAAAUUGGAAUGUUCUGUUACACAGGGCUGAAACCGGAGCAGGUGGAGCAACUAACCAAGGAAUUCUCCAUAUACAUGACAAAAGAUGGCCGGAUCUCCAUGGCAGGGGUCACAUCUGGUAAUGUGAAUUAUCUAGCUGGUGCAAUACAUCAAGUCAGCAAGUAAACACAGUGGAGCAGAUGGCCUUUCCUUCAACGGUCUUUGAACUUUGACGCAAGAGGAUGAACGGGAGAUUGCAUUUGGGCAUUGGGGCAAGCAGAAUGUUUACUGUCAACCACAGCACUUGACUGUCAUGUAAUGUAUCUCGUGUACCAGCCCAGCUAGAAGCAUCAGCAUAUCCUAGCCAAAGCCACCUGCCUUCUGACAGGGAUGUCACUGGUUCCUGCUGCUUUCUUCAGAAAUAACUUUGUUACCCACCCUCUUCCCUAUACAGACACCCUUCAGGCUUUAAACAUCUUGGCAGAACUCCUGCAUCUAGAAUGAUAGAAUGCUGAGCGAAGUCUGUGCCCAUCCCUUACUUGGGAGGGGAGAAGGCUUCAUAAUAUAGCUCAUUUAGAAACAGUAACUGAACUAAAACAGGAUCAAGGCCCUAGCUUCCACCCCAAAGAUCAAGUAAAGCAUCACUACAUUCAUGUACAGCCCUACUGUCUAGUACAGAUUCUUCACUUGCUUUAAUCCAAUCAUUUGCAGAAUGCCUCUUAAGAUGAAAAGUUUGUACAUAAUUGAAGGUUUCUGUGCUCCUCCAGAUUGGUGGAUUCCAGGAGUGAAUGUGGCGCACAGCUUUUGCUCUAAUGAUUUUUAAAACUUGCUUGAAAUCCCAAAUAAUUAACCCUUUGCUUGUCAGCUUGGAUCACUAAUUUAUUUUAAAAUUGCUCCCUCUUUAGAGUGCUACAGAUAGUACCAGGUGUUCUCUCCUUUCAUGUUUCUACCACCUUUUACAGCCAUAAAAGCAGGGAGGGAGCACUUUUCAGUGACCAAUUGCAGAAAGGCUACAGAGGGUCUGAAUUUGAUUGUGAACAAAUAAAACUGAAAAGCUUUAGGGAAUUCCUGAUAUCAAAGCCUGUGCAAUUUCUGGCCUUCCUAAUCAUGAAUCUCACUUCGGUUAGAGAAACAAGUGUUGCUGUGUUAGGGCCUGUAAGUCAGAUCAGUGCCUCCUGGGGAUGUCAUUUUUCACUUCAAUCUUGUUGGGAAACAUGGCUUGCUUCAUUUUCUCUCUUUCUCCCUUGGAAAGCAAAGUGCUUCUUCCUGCUCUAAGAUACUACUCUGAGAAGUGGCCCCCUUUUUGCCUAACUUGGUUGUAGUGUAUACAUAAUGACGACCAACUUGAGCUGUUAGAUAUGUUAAAUUUCUGCUUUCUCUCGAGAGCCGAGAGUGUGCUGGUUUGAUUUCCUUAUGCGUCCACAGACCUAAUUGGCCCUGGGUUUGAAAUUUUGUUAGAUAUGCAUAACUUCCAAGGGGGUUGUGCCAAGAGAGUAUACUUAACUAGAACUAUCAGCAUUAAUGAUCAUUUGUAGGAGGGAAAGAUCCCAGUGUGAAGGGGUGCUCAUUUAAAAAAAAAAAAAAACUCUCUCCUUGUAAACCAAGAGCUGUUUCUUGGCAACUGAUCGAUAAUUAAGGAAAUCCCCUGAUGUCUGUUCUUCCAUAGUCACUCCUUAGAGUGGAAGUGGACCCUAAAUAGAACCUCUUGUAUGCAACUUGAACCCAUACUGAUCAAUUCUGGCUUUGCAGUGUUGAUCAGCUGAAGCUGACUUGUAUGAGCCCCUUCCCCUUUAUAUCUUCCACAGUGUGUGUCAUUUUACAGCGAGUGAGCUGUUGACAUAGUUCUGUCCCCCAAACCCAGUUUCAGGGUACAUUUUCAGCCUUGCAUUUAAAUGUCUUGAGUGAUGUUUAAAGCCCAUGGCUUCCCAUUGAUAUGAGUAGGGGUUACUUAGCUAAAUCUCCAAUCUACUUCUUAAACUAAUUGGAACACUUUGAAUGGAAAUAGUUUGCAUUAAGGCCUGCUGAUCUGUUGUAACCAACAAUAAAGUGUUUCUGUGCUGUAAGGUGGCAUGGAGUUCAGUUGCUGAAAGCAGAGGCAUGAAUGUGAACAUACAUGAGGUAGAUACAUACAAGUUGCUGUUUCCAGCUCUGAUCCCUCAUCUCUGGGGUUUUUUUUUGGGGGGGGGGGUUUGCUUCCCACUUGCUCCGAGACUAAGUGGCUCCAUUGCUCUCACCUGUACAUGGGGAUUUUCCUAACUUAGUCCCUAUGGGCUUUCUGUUGCUAUGUAGCUGUCACUUCUGUAGUUUCUUUCAGUGAACAUCUGAGAAUAUCCUGGUCAAUCCUAAGCAGCUACCUCUAUGCCCAGGAGAAAAAGGCAUAAAGGAGGAUUCUAACCUGUCUCAAGUAAAGAGAAGUUGAUUGCACUUUAAUUGCAGUGGUGAUGUACAUGUCCUCCUGGGAGUUACUGAUGCUACCUGCCCCAAAGCCUUUGCUACUUUCUCUCUCGUGCAUCUGGUCAAGGAUUGACAUUUCUGUGCUAUGGUUGUAAACUUCUGUGUGCUUCCAGUUCUGAUCUUCACCCUUCUAGGCAAAACCAUCUGCCAUCGUGUACUGUAACCGUUUAGGCCUUUAUGCAGCCUGUUCUCUCUGAUGCAAUAAAAAUACAGCUAGAGUGUA
Pelodiscus sinensis (Chinese soft-shelled turtle) is the source of this 3775-nucleotide messenger RNA. Lineage: Eukaryota; Metazoa; Chordata; Testudines; Trionychidae. The record is from RefSeq and is a predicted model, not a curated record.